AUGGCCUCGACCCUCCGUUCUCCGUCCCCGCUGCUGGUGAGGGUGUCCGAGUCCAGCCCCCGAACACGCUUGAAGCUGGGAAUCUACUUCCAGAGCCAGAACUCUGGCGGCGGGGAGUGCACCGUCCAGCCCCUCGACCCCAGGGACCAGGUCACCUUCCAGGUGACGUUCAUGGAAAGGGAAGCUAAAGAGAGAGUCUUGAAGAAAGAAAAGCAUCAAAUUAUGAUUGACAACAAACUUGUGACUGUUUUUCUGGAGCCCACUGAGAAUCCAACAGAGAAGAAUGCAAGACCCAGAACAUCUUCACUGGCACAGUCACAAGAUGCUUCUGGUGAGAGGCAUCCAAACAAAGAACAUAUUCCUAAUGCCGUGGAUUCCUGUGUCCAAAAGAUCUUUCUUAGUGUCACAGCUGACCUGAACUGUGACCUCUUCUCUAAAGAGCAGAGGGAACACAUAACCACCAUCUGCCCCAACAUCAAAAAGAUGGAAGGGCACAAUGGAAUUGAGAAGGUGUGUGGUACCUUCGGAGAUAUUGAAAAAAUACAUCACUUCUUGAAUAAGCAGCUCCGGGAAAGGGGGCAGAAACAUGAAUCUUCCUCUUUGACAACAGAGAAGGAGCCAGUCCAUCAGCACCAGAACGGCUGCCCUUAUUCCCCUGAACCAAAAAACAGGGCAGAAGAAAAAAGUGGCCAUUUUGAAAUUCCCUUGCCUUUCUUUGAAUACUUCCAAUUUAUCUAUCCUGAUAAAAUGGACUCAAUACAGAACAGAUUUGGUGUAAAAAUAAUAAUCCAGCAGAGUUCGAACAUAGUCUAUUUAGACUUCACCUCGAAUCAACCAGGUGACCUCAGAGCAGCUCAGGAGUUUUUUGUCAGUGAAUUUCAGAAAACUGUAGGACUUCUGGAGCAACAAUGUGUUGUUUUCGCAGACAGUAAGCAGGCAAAUAAAAUCAAACAGGAAUUGAAUCAUCGGUUUACAAAGCUCCUUAUAAAAGAAAAAGGAGGAGAAUUAACUCUCCUUGGGACCCAAGAUGACAUUUCAGCUGCCAGAUAUUUUUUUGCUCUGAAAGACUCUGAAAGUCCUGUCAUGGGACCUGUGAAAAUAUCAACUCCCAGAUGCAUGAUGAAUGGAAUUGAAGUUGAUACUUUUCAGUAUAAGCUUUUAGAAGCUGAAAUACUCCAGGAGAUACCAAAGAUAGAAAAAAAGUAUGACACUCAAUGUAAGGUUUCAGGAAACACUGAGAAAACCUGCAUCCUAUUUGAACCUAAGGACAAGGAAUUAGAUCUGUCUGCCCAUGCUUAUGCAAGUUUCAUUGAUGUCUAUCAACAUGUGUCAUGUCAAGUGUUGAGAGAAGUUCUUUCCCUGAAACCUUUGGGCAAAGAGAGAAUGCACUUACAUGGGACCAAGUUUGCUGAUGGCUUUAGGAAAAAGCAUCCUAAUGUACACUUUGUACUGAAUCAAGAGUCAAUGACUUUGAUUGGAUUGCCAGAUCACCUUGCAAAGGCAAAGCAGUAUAUCUUUAAAAAAGUGGGGAUGUCCCCAUUAGCUGGAGACAAAUGGAAUGAGGACCACGAAACAUCCAUGGACAUUGACAGUAAUGAUUCAAAAACAGCUUCACCCACAUUCCAGCACCCUGCCGGUUCUGGGGCGUCAGGCAUGGACAAGGAAGAGGACAUAUGUAGCAUCUGCAUGGACAUGAUUAGUAACAAAGAAGUGCUACCCAAGUGCAAGCACGCAUUCUGCUCCCCUUGUAUCAACAAAGCCAUGUCCUAUAAACCGGUCUGUCCUGUGUGCCAGACUUCCUAUGGUAUCCAGAAAGGCAAUCAGCCAGAGGGAACCAUGACUGUCACUGUCCUAGAAGACUCACUUCCAGGUUAUGAAUCCUGUGGCUCCAUUGUGAUUAAUUAUAACAUGAAAGGAGGCAUUCAAACAGAAAAGCACCCAAACCCAGGAAAGGCAUACUCUGGAGUACAACGAACAGCAUACCUGCCCAAUAAUGAGGAAGGAAUCGAAGUUUUGAGACUGCUUCGUAGGGCCUUUAACCAAAAGCUGAUUUUUACGGUGGGGGAGUCUCGAGCAUUAGGAAUCUCAGAUGUCAUUACAUGGAAUGACAUCCACCACAAAACAUCCCGUUUUGGGGGCCCGCAAAAGUUUGGCUACCCUGAUCCUGGUUAUUUGAAACGUGUUAAACAAGAGCUGAAAGAUAAAGGAAUUGAGUAAGAAAACUGCUGGAAGGAUGUCUUGAGCCAAGCUUUCAAAAGACACAGUUGAAGAAACAUAUUUAAAUUUUUUUUCAUCUCAAGAAGUGGUCUGUUUAGAAGUAAGAA
Molecule: messenger RNA, 2324 nt
Organism: Puma concolor (puma)
Lineage: Eukaryota; Metazoa; Chordata; Mammalia; Carnivora; Felidae
Gene: DTX3L
Product: deltex E3 ubiquitin ligase 3L
Biological process (GO): protein ubiquitination; Notch signaling pathway
Source: RefSeq, a predicted model, not a curated record